Messenger RNA from Pelagomonas calceolata, 917 nucleotides. The record is from the annotation of a GenBank genome assembly. Lineage: Eukaryota; Pelagophyceae; Pelagomonadales; Pelagomonadaceae.
CUCAGCUGCAGCAGCGCGACGAGCUGCACGCCGAGCGGUGCAGGCGACGCGAGUUGGAGGCUGGCAGGCAGCUCACAGCACCGCUGCAAGCCAUUUUCCGAGCGCUGUGGUCGCGAUCGCUGGGUAGCCCACAAAAAUGGCAGAGGCUGCAGAGGCUGCUCCAGAGACGGACCAUCCGGCGCCCGGCGAACCGCUCAUCGAUGACGCCGUCGCGAAAAGCGCUGCGCGAAAGCUCGUCAGCGGUGCCAUUAACGCAGCCAAAGCGUCAGCGCUGGCAGACGACACGCUGGUUGCGUCGCUGCGCAUCUGCACAUUGGACGGCGUCGCCACUACUGAUGACGACACCGACGUGCUGCUUUCAAAACUCGCAGCGCUCAGCGUGAGCGCAGCGCUUUACGUGACAGUUGAUGGCGAAGAGACCAAAAUCGACAGUGAGGAGGCGCUCUUCGCCGCGUUGCGUGCGGCCGCGAGCGCACGCGCGAUUGCGUUUCGCACAGAAACGCGGCCCGCGAAGCGACAGCGAGAUGAUAGCGAUGAUGAAGCCGCCGAUGCGACGAAGCGCCGACGGCAUUUCCUGAACGUAUCGAGCUCAGGAAUAGUGGUGGCGUCGCCGGGCGUCUUCGAGGCCGCGGCCGCGGGCGAGAGCGUCGCGGUCAAAGUCUUCGACGAGUCCUCGGACGUGCACGUGGGGACGACGUGCGGCCACUGCAAGGCGAGUCCGAUCCGCGGCGUGCGCUACACGCGUCCCGCGCCGGGCGGCGCCGACCUGGACCUCUGUGAGCCGUGCCUGCUCGCGUACCGGACCGGGCCGGCGCGGGGCGAGCGGCGGCUGCCGUUCAAGAGGGUGCCGCAUCCGGUGCGGGAGGUGGCCCUGUGAUCGUGCUCGUCCCUCCCGCCGCGCCGCCGUCGAGGAGACG